This is a messenger RNA of Coregonus clupeaformis (lake whitefish), 1889 nucleotides long. It is a transcript of the gene uts2d, whose product is annotated as urotensin 2 domain containing. Gene Ontology annotation, biological process: blood vessel diameter maintenance; regulation of blood pressure. Gene Ontology annotation, cellular component: extracellular region. The record is from RefSeq and is a predicted model, not a curated record. The transcript is spliced from 5 exons. Gene Ontology annotation, molecular function: hormone activity. Lineage: Eukaryota; Metazoa; Chordata; Actinopteri; Salmoniformes; Salmonidae. The coding region runs from base 867 to 1256 and encodes 129 amino acids.
UAUAUCCUUGAUGUUACAAGGUUCAUUCACUGUGACUCACUCAACCAGGUUCUCUAAGUCCUCAAGCUCCGAAAUCCAUAUCAUAAGGAUAUGUGAUGUUUAUUUGGGAUGAGAGACACAAUUAGACUAAGGCUCAAUAACUUCCUCAGCAGAAGACAAAGGUGUCAAUGAAAACAGCACUCAAGAAGCUUUAUGACGUAAACAGGCCAAACAAAAUGGGUGCCAGGCACUUCAUUUAACUAAAACUACCGUACAUAAACACAGCAGCCAUUACACUGACGGAGUUGUGAGCCAUGAUUCACAUGGUUUGACCUCGGUGAUAUAUGUUCAAUCAGCUCCACAUUGGUGCCGAUGCUCAGACCUGGAGCCAAGAUUGAAGAGCUCAUCUCCGGGCAUGGUGCACUUUAUAGGGACAGAAUCAAUUAACUUCUCCCCCUCUUAACCCCGUCCAAGAUUCUCCCCCUACAUUCUUAAGGAAGUAAUUAAUGUAAAAGAAAAGGACUGAAAGUGCCAAGAACAUCUGACUGUCAUCUCCCGUAAAUAACAGGUGAUUGAUGACUUUCUCACUUUGUUGGCUUUGUAUCUGUCGUGUUGAUGAAGGGCCGCUGGCAAUGGAUCCAGAUCGUCAUAUUUCUGUCAGCCACUACAUGGUCCCUCUUGCAAAGGACCGUGGUCCAUUGACGAAAGCCACUGUGACUACCUAUUGAUUGAGUGCACUGGGGGGCUGACUGCCCCCUCCCAGUCUCCUCCUUCCAUGUCUGACAGGAUAAAAGUAUGGCUGGGAUGGACCAAAGGCAGUGGAUCGCUGGGGCAGGUUGAGAACCAGUUGAUACUAAGCACUUCUUUGGGACCGUUGCUUCGUUGACAUGGACAGUGUUGUCUCUGUGAACUACUGGCUGGGACUGCUAGCUUUUCUGCUUCUACAAGGGGUAGUCAGUGUGGAGGGAAGAAGCAUCUUCAACCCUGAUGUAUUGCCAUUUGCCACAUAUUCAGGAAACCAUGUCUAUCCCCAAAGAGGGGACACAGAUGCCCAGAACAAGAUUCUAGCGUUGUUACUACAUAAAAGCUUAGAACCUAUUGAAAGAAAUUACGCUUUAGGUUUAGAGUUGGCCAACAAACUAGAGGAGCUGGAGGAGAUAGAGGCUUUGAAGGAGGACUUAGAGCUGGAAAGGGAGCUCUCAUCAAACACACUAGCAGAGGACAAGUCCAUACCGAGGAAAAGGGGCGAGCCCUGUUUCUGGAAGUACUGUGUAUGAUAGCUUAAGGGCGAGAAGAACCUCUACUGAGUCCUGCUGCAUUGCCCUAACGCUCCAAAGACUCAACACGCUCACAGACAUCAACACAACUCACCCAUUACCAUCACCAAAUGUUUAAAUGUUGUAACAUAACUAAUCUACUAAUACUAUAAUGUACUCAUCACGCACAUUGUUCAAUAACCUCUGUGCUGAUGUCGCAAUAUCGGGCGUCUACAGGUAUUUAUAAUAGGUCCAAUGACUGUUGAGUCUAAAUCAGGGUGGGCAUAAGUUACAUUCUAUUUGUGAUGUAUUGCAUAAAUACCUUGUAAUGCAUAAUUACCUCAAAUGACAGAAAUUACUUGAUCGUCAGUUCUGUAUAGGAUGUACUGUUCCAGAUGCUUCUCUACAGGACUCCAACAUUUGAGAAGACAAGGAGUUAUCAGCAUUUCCUGGAAAGUAUUGUUGUCACAACCUAAUAUUAGUCCGCUGACAAAGGCCUUGGCCCUUCUUUCCACACCCGGAGUAACACGUUGACUUUGUCUUCCCCUAGUGGUAAAUGGGGGCAGUGACGCAAUUCAUGAUACUUUCCAUUGUCAAAUAUCAGUAUUGCUUUGAUGAAUGUGUUACCGUUUCCUUCAUUUAAUAAAUUAUAUA